AUUCACGUACUGACACGAUCGCACACAUAAACGCAUGUUUCUGCCCACCGCUGAACAGAGCUGAGCUGCCACCCCACUCCACUCCUGUCCUUGACUCUGAAACUCACAGCCCAAGUCCAUCCAUCAGAACUGAGCCUCUCCAGUAGCUCUUACCUACCUAUCACAGGCUUAAGGGAAUUUUGGGUUGAACGCUGUGAAGGUACCUGAUGAAGAAGAGGAUUAGCUGAUCUUUGACUGAAGAAGAACUUCAGAAACAUCCAUCAGGUUCCCUUGUUUGUUUCCUUUUUGUGGAUCCCAGCUGAAAAAGAACUAAAAGGAUUUGGACUUUUAAGUCUCCUGCUGACAUUUAGGUUUAUCUGAGGUUUCUACCCACAUUCUCUUUUGGACAUUUCGUGGUGAUUGUUCUUGUUUAAGAUUUAGCAUGGCAACAACCGGCAUGCAACUGCUAGGCUUGGUCCUGUCCAUCAUCGGCUGGGUUUGCAGCUUCCUAGCGUGCACCCUGCCCAUGUGGAGGGUCACCGCUUUUAUCGGGAACAACAUUGUGACGGCUCAGAUCACGUGGGAGGGCCUGUGGAUGAAUUGUAUCUGGCAGAGCACUGGGGAAAUACAAUGCAAGGUGUAUGACAGCUUAUUGGCUCUCCCCAGUGACAUGAAAGCCGCCCGGGGUCUCAUUGUCCUCUCUUUGCUCAUCUGCACCCUGGCACUUACGCUUGCCGUUCUGGGUGUCAAGUGUACAGAGUGCGUGGGUCACCAAAGCCCCAAGGCACGCUUGGCCCGAGUGUCGGGUGUGCUGUUCUUCAUUGCGGGAUUCCUCAUCCUCGUACCCGUCUGCUGGACCGCCCAUUCAAUCAUCAGGGACUUCUAUGACCCGUAUGUGGCGGCCCCUCACAAGCGCGAGCUUGGCCCUGCUCUCUACCUGGGGUGGGGAGGUUCGGCUUUGCUGUUGAUCGGUGGAUCGUUGCUCUACGCAGGGUCAAAUCCCCCCGGGAUUCCUUCCUCUCCGACAUUUAGCAGCGACGAGAGCAGCCCUCGCAGAGCCGGUGGGGCUACCCAGGUCAAGGGUUACGUUUAAUGGGCAACAGCGACACCACGGCAGUCCCAGGAAGUCUUCUCUGCUAGUGUUUCCUAUUGUGAUAGAUUCAAGUUAAUAUUAUGGUGCAUUUGUGUCGGGUCAGGAUUACUGUAAAAAGUUUUCAGUUCAAAGCUUUGAAUUUUAGUGCUACAGAUAGUUCACAUAUAGUUCUGUUGGAUAUUAUGUUUUAUUAUAGCCACUGUGUUUGAUCUACACUCUUAAGUAUUGUAUUGGAACAUACAUAGAUGAAUAAAUUAACUGUUGAGGUACCUAAAUAUCUUGCUGUCAUCAGAAGCAAAACUGCAUAUAGAUCUAUUUUGGCAUUAAAUAAAUAAUAAGUCAAAGCUCUGAAUUUAUGAGUUUUCAUCUCAGGAUUAUUACAGUAAUAUCAGGACAAGGAUACUGCAUUAAUCUAUUUGGUAUUAUUCAAAAUAGUUCUGUGUUUGUGUGAUGGAGGUAGAGAAUAGAAAUGUGAAAUCAAAUUUUCUUUUCACCUCUAAUGUCCACUUAUAAGUCUUGUCUUUAUCUAUGUUUGUCCAUUAUGUUAAAAUAAUAAUAAAACCUUAAAUCCUUUAAAGUCA
Molecule: messenger RNA, 1653 nt
Organism: Paramisgurnus dabryanus
Lineage: Eukaryota; Metazoa; Chordata; Actinopteri; Cypriniformes; Cobitidae
Gene: cldnk
Product: claudin k
Cellular component (GO): membrane; bicellular tight junction
Molecular function (GO): structural molecule activity
Source: RefSeq, a predicted model, not a curated record